Tarenaya hassleriana is the source of this 1660-nucleotide messenger RNA. Its product is annotated as glyceraldehyde-3-phosphate dehydrogenase GAPCP2, chloroplastic-like. The record is from RefSeq and is a predicted model, not a curated record. Gene Ontology annotation, biological process: glucose metabolic process. Lineage: Eukaryota; Viridiplantae; Streptophyta; Magnoliopsida; Brassicales; Cleomaceae. The transcript has 14 exons. Bases 180 to 1451 code for a protein of 423 amino acids. Gene Ontology annotation, molecular function: NADP binding; oxidoreductase activity, acting on the aldehyde or oxo group of donors, NAD or NADP as acceptor; NAD binding.
UGAAUAAGAUAUUUAAAAAAAAAACAAUUCGUCGAAUUUAAAAAAGGAGAAACUCCGCGAACAUUUUCUGGGAUUCUUCGCGUUUCUUGGCUCUACACCUCCUCCAGAGAACCCACGGUCGAAGGGGUUUUAGGCUUUAUCUGAGUCUCUUACCUCGAAAUCUCCCCCUGUCCUUAGCUAUGACCUUCUCUUCUUUCCUCAGAUCCUCCGCCGCUGCUCCUUGCGUGGAUUUCUUCUCUCCGCCGUCUUCUGAUCAUUUCAAGGUGUCAUCAUGCCUUGUGUUCAGUCAUAAUCUUACCUCAUCAAACUUCUCUGAUCCCGCUCUUUCUACCGGGUCAUCUUUAUCUCUGCAAAAAUGCAACACAAGAAGUAUGCAGCCCAUCAAGGCCACAGCUACAGAAGUUCCACCCGCAGUGCAGAGGUCAGAUAGCAGCGGAAAGACCAGGGUUGGGAUCAACGGUUUUGGUCGGAUUGGAAGGUUGGUCCUUCGCAUUGCAACCUUCAGGGAUGAUAUCGAUGUUGUAGCAGUCAAUGACCCGUUCAUUGAUGCCAAAUACAUGGCGUACAUGUUCAAAUACGAUUCUACUCAUGGGGUUUUCAAGGGAACCAUCAACGUAAUUGAUGAUUCUACUUUGGAGUUCAAUGGGAAGCAUGUGAAAGUUGUCAGUAAGAGAGACCCGGCUGAGAUCCCAUGGGCUGAUCUUGGAGCUGAUUAUGUUGUUGAAUCUUCUGGGGUUUUCACAAACAUGGCAAAGGCUUCCGCACAUUUGAAGGGCGGUGCUAAGAAAGUGGUCAUUUCAGCCCCUUCGGCUGACGCACCCAUGUUUGUGGUUGGAGUGAAUGAGAAGACAUACCAACCAAACAUGGAUAUAGUUUCCAAUGCAAGUUGUACCACCAAUUGUCUUGCACCUCUUGCCAAGGUGGUGCACGAGGAAUUCGGUAUUGCUGAAGGUCUGAUGACAACUGUCCAUGCAACCACAGCAACACAAAAAACUGUGGAUGGACCAUCAAUGAAGGACUGGAGAGGAGGCCGUGGUGCUAGUCAAAACAUCAUUCCUAGCUCAACUGGUGCUGCAAAGGCUGUAGGGAAGGUCCUUCCAGAACUCAACGGAAAACUUACGGGAAUGGCAUUCCGUGUCCCGACACCCAACGUCUCUGUUGUGGAUUUAACUUGUCGGCUAGAGAAGGGUGCUUCUUACGAAGACGUUAAGGCAGCCAUUAAGGUUGCCUCAGAAGGGCCUCUUAGGGGAAUUCUCGGGUACACAGACGAGGAUGUUGUAUCCAACGAUUUCGCCGGCGAUUCAAGGUCGAGUAUAUUCGACGCCAAGGCCGGGAUUGGAUUGAACAAUUCCUUCAUGAAGCUCGUCUCCUGGUACGACAAUGAAUGGGGUUACAGCAACCGAGUGCUUGAUCUGAUAGAGCACAUGUCGUUGGUCGCAGCGAGUCGCUGAGACGAGAGAGGGAUGAAAGCCGUAGAAGCCAACAAAGCUUUGUCUGCCUUUUACAUUACCUGCUAUGCUAUUCUAUGUCAAGUCUGUUCGGCUCUUUUAGCCACUUGGCUUUUAUACAGAUAUAUAUAUGGUUUAAUACCAUGCGACUUCUCUCAAUAAUAAUAAAAAAAUUGUUGUACCAAAAACGUCAGUGGAAGGGAAAAAAAAAC